This is a messenger RNA of Patiria miniata (bat star), 1524 nucleotides long. Its product is annotated as heterogeneous nuclear ribonucleoproteins C1/C2-like. NCBI's taxonomy places the organism in Eukaryota, Metazoa, Echinodermata, Asteroidea, Valvatida, Asterinidae. Gene Ontology annotation, cellular component: nucleus. The transcript has 6 exons. Gene Ontology annotation, molecular function: RNA binding. The record is from RefSeq and is a predicted model, not a curated record. The coding region runs from base 274 to 927 and encodes 217 amino acids.
CCCCCCGUGCACUGUGCCAGACGCUGUACUUGUACUUCUGCGCAUGCGCUACACUGUAGAUCGUGUGCUUUUCGUGAGUGGAGCUGGGAGUUUUUCGACGAACAGAAAUUUAGAAAAUUGUGUUUAAUAUCGUUGAUUUUUGAAGCUGUUUUGCUGUUUUUUCAAUAUCGUCGUGACAUUUUUCUGCGACUUUUUUGGUGACGUUUUUGGAGUCAUUUUUCAAGACCUUUUUGCAGACAUUUUUGACAUCCCUUUUAAAAGACGGAUCCAACAAUGAACCGCUACUACGGUGGCAACCCCGGCUUCGGUUUCAACCACGUGGGCUUUAACCGUUAUGCCGCCCCCCGCCAGAUGUCCACCAUCAGCAACAACACCAACAGCAACGACCUCAAGUCCAGGGAGUCGCGCCUCUUUGUGGGCAACCUGAACCCGGACUCCCUGACUCAGGACAAGCUGGAGGAGAUUUUCUCGCGCCACGGGCAGAUCAUCGGGAUCUCCCUGCACAAGGGGUUCGCCUUCCUCCAGUACAGCACGAAAGAGGAGGCCAGACAGGCUUGCAGAAUGGAGCAAGGGAGAGUUCUCAACUUCCAACCCAUGGAUAUCAACAUAGUCAGUGAUCCGAAUCCAAACCGUGCAAAAGGCUUCAAGAGAGUUCAGAAUCCAGCAUAUUACAACGGCAGCGGGUAUGUCGACCCAGCUACUCUGCCACUGAUUCCAGCAGCCGGCCAGGCAGGUCCCCCAGCCGCCAAGAAGGUCCGACGCUUCAUGGAGAACUCCCAGAUGGACACAGAAGGCGAUGAACCAUCGUCUUGGACUUGCGCGUACUGCAAGGAGGAGAGCCCGACCUGCUGGAGUCUUGUCAAACACGUGGCCACCACUCAUCAGACCCGCAUCUACAUGGAGGAUUCAGAGAAAGUCUCUGCUUGAGGCAGACAGCGUUGCCAUCUAAGUCUGUGGAGAUGCUAAGCACACAUGCUAAGGUUUUACAAAAAGUCCUGCUAACCAUGACAAGAUUAACAGGCUAAAAGUGAAAUUUUAAGGUGUAGGGACUUUUCAUGGAAUUUGCAGAGUCCGUGCUUAGUAGCUCCGUAAAAUCUUCGAAUUUUUUUUUCAAUGUCACACCCUUUUGUUCUUUGGAAAUUCAUACAGAAGCCAUUGUUAAGACUGGGAUAUCGUUUGCCUUGAUUCAAUUCAGUUUGGAGAGUUGUCUCCAAUAGAUGCAUUGCAUGGCAGCAAUCUUUGAGAUGCGUGCUGUUGUUUCACGGGAAUACGCAUAAGUAGACAACUUGUGCUUUUAUUUGGUUUCGAAUUAAAGGUUGUGUUCCAGUAGCUCACCCGGAUCGACUCGGGUAAAGGCAGAGGGGUUAGCCACAACAGCUGGGCUAAUCGAACACUCAACCGUGGGCCAUCACGUUCCUCUCGCGAUGUCGGUAGCAAUGGUUGAGCCACUGAACUGACAAAAUGCCUGUUACGCACUGGGUCUCAGAUUGAGAUGUACUGCUUGUCCGUCAGUUGAAAAAAAAA